Sinocyclocheilus rhinocerous is the source of this 9773-nucleotide messenger RNA. Its product is annotated as cation-independent mannose-6-phosphate receptor-like. Gene Ontology annotation, molecular function: D-mannose binding; signaling receptor activity. Gene Ontology annotation, biological process: lysosomal transport. Gene Ontology annotation, cellular component: trans-Golgi network. NCBI's taxonomy places the organism in Eukaryota, Metazoa, Chordata, Actinopteri, Cypriniformes, Cyprinidae. The record is from RefSeq and is a predicted model, not a curated record. Bases 78 to 7247 code for a protein of 2389 amino acids. The transcript has 47 exons.
GGGUAAUGAUCAGUAAUCAGAAAGGACUGCUGUAUCAUGUCGGACUGUGCGCACUCAUUUAUUUCCUAGUCUAAAAUAUGGGUCCUGCGCGGGUUUGCGGAAUCGCUGCUACUGGUUUGUUAACUUUCAUACUGCUUCAGUGUGUAUCAUCAGCAGAGGGGUCGGAUGACAGCCCAUGGUACCAGGAUCUGUGCAGUUACAAAUGGGAGGCCAUUGACCAAGACAGCAAUGUGACAUACACUUUGAAGCUCUGUGAUUCUUCUCCGGAAACAGAAUGUGGAAAAGGAAGCGCGGUCUGUGCCCACAAGCUGAAGACUGACCAGUUCCAGUCAGUGGGUGAGCUCUCCUUGCGGAAGGUCUCGCCUGCUGUGCUUGAUUUCAACAGCUCGAGGAAAUGCGACGACAAGAGCAGCAACAUUCAGAGCAGCAUCACCUUUCAAUGCGGCAAAACAAUGGGCACACCUGAGUUUGUUACUGUCUCUGAGUGUGUGCAUUACUUUGAAUGGAGGACGUAUGCCGCCUGCAGACGUGAGAAAUUUAGACCACAUAAGGAGGUCCCCUGCUAUGUCUUUGACUCGGAUGGAAAGAAGCAUGACCUCAACCCAUUGAUAAAACUCUCAGAUGGCUACCUGGUUGACGACCCAGAUGAUGAAAUUGAUUUCUACAUUAAUAUAUGCAGAAGUCUAAACCGUGCUGGAAACCUGUGUCCCGAGGGAUCUGCAGCCUGUCUCACCUCUGGCGAAGGUUCCUUCGAUAUGGGUCAGCCUGUUCAUCAGCUUGAGCUGCUCUCAAAUGACAAACUAAGGCUGCGGUACGAGGGAGUCAAAGAAAGCCCAGCCUUCUGUAAUGGCCACAGUCCAGCAGUGACGAUUACAUUCAUUUGUCCAUCCGCAAGGCAGGCGGGAAGUAACCCUAAGAUGAUCAGCAACUUGAACUGUCGGUAUGAGUUUGAGUGGGUGACUGAGUACGCCUGCCACAGAGAUUACCUGGAGAGUCAAAGCUGCACACUGACCAGCAAACAGCAUGACAUCUCCAUUGACCUUACUCCCCUGACACACAACCCUUCAGGCACACCCUAUAUGGCUGAGGCCAAAAAUGGCAAUGACACCUAUAUCUUCUAUCUGAACGUGUGUGAGAAGACCAAUGCUGGACAGUGUGGUGAUGACAAAGGUUAUGUGUCUGCCUGCCAAGUCAAGGACACGGGUGGUGUGAAGAAGAUUGCUGGGAGAUUCCAGAACCAAACUCUGAGGUAUUCAGAUGGUGAUCUCACUCUAAUCUACCCAGAUGGCAGCAGAUGCAGCACUGGAUUCCAGCGCAUGACCAUCAUUAACUUUGAGUGCAAUGCAACGGCUGAGUAUGGCAAGCCGGACUUUACGGGAGAGUCUGACUGCACGUAUUACUUUGACUGGCAAACAUCGUACGCAUGUGUGAAGGAGAAGGAAGACCUGCUGUGUCGAGUCACAGACCACAAGAAGAAGCGUUAUGAUCUGUCGCCUCUUACGCGCUACCCAGAAUCUGAGGGAUCUCAAAACUGGGAGGCUGUGGGCGCCAAGGCAGCAGAGUCUGAUAAGAAACGUUUUUACAUCAAUGUUUGUCAUAAAAUCAUCCAAGAGGGGGAGGCCAGAUCUUGCCCCGAGGACGCAGCAAUAUGUGCAGUAGGAAAUGGGAAAGCUGUGAACUUGGGCAAAUUCCUGAUUUCUCCGCAAAAGGCGGCAGAGGGGGAUGACAUCAGACUCAUUUACACUAAUGGAGACAAAUGCGGGGAGAACAUGAAAAUGAAAACCAUCAUCACUCUGAAGUGUAAGCCUGGGGAUGUUGAGAGCGCUCCAGUCCUGAGGAGCGUGUCCAGUGAUGGCUGCAUCUAUGAGUUUGAGUGGUUCACCGCUUCAGCCUGCGUCCUGUCUAAAACAGAAGGCGACGAAUGCAAAGUGGACAACCCACAAGCAGGAAUUUCGUUUGACUUGUCCCCGCUUCAGAAACCUAGUGGAGGUUAUUAUAACAUGUCCGUUGACAAGUAUGACUACUUCAUCAAUGUGUGUGGCAAUGUGAAGGCCGCACAGUGUCCAGAAACAGCAGGGGCCUGUCAAGUUGACCAGAGUGGCACAAGCUCUUGGAAUCUCGGCAAGUUUAACUCCAGGCUUUCCUACUAUGAUGGCAUGAUACAGUUGACCUACAGAAACGGCUCUCAGUACAACAACAAGCAGCACACGCAGCGUUCCACACACAUCUCCUUCCUCUGUGACAGAGAGGCUGGUCCAGGAAAACCCGAGUUUCAGAAAGAAGAUGAGUACACAUAUAACUUCAAAUGGUACACUUCCUUCGCCUGUCCUGAGAGACCACAUGAGUGUGUUGUAACAGACCCCAAAACACUGCAGCAGUACGACCUGUCCAGUUUGGCAGUAUCUAAUGGCGGUAGGAACUGGCAGGCCAUGCAAACCUCUGACCCCAGCGGCCCGAGGAAAUACUACAUCAAUAUAUGCCAGCCACUUAAAGCCGUGCCUGGCUGUGACAGGAGAGCUUCUGUCUGUGAGGUGAAAUUUGAGGCUGACAAGGAAGGCCUGUCUGAGAAGGUAGAGAUCAGCAACUUAGGUAUUGCUAAGAAGGGGCCGGUGAUCGAAGAAGAGAACCAGCUAAUGUUGGUGUACACUAAUGGCUCAGUGUGUGAAGCAGAUGGAGUUAUGACCACUUACACAACUCGUAUCCACUUCGUCUGCUCAUCUGGGACAGCACCAUCUGGUCCUCGCUUUUUGAUGAACCAGAACUGCACCGUUGACUUUGUUUGGGACACAGAAGCAGCCUGCGCCAUCUCAACCGUUGAGGACACCAAUCAGACCUGCUCAGUGAAAGAUCCCAACACUGGCUUUGAGUUCAACCUGAAACCACUGGCUUCAGAAAACGGAUACCACGUCAAUGCUCAUGGGAAAGACUUUGUCGUGAACAUUUGUGGUUCUGUGAAAGAGUGCGGAACUGUCAGAAAUAAAUCUGUAUCUGGCUGUGAGCUGGAAGAUAAGAAGCCUGUGAGUCAAGUUGGCGUGGAACAGAAUCUCCAGUUCUCCACUGUCGGCACUCUCACUCUCACAUACAAAGGGGUCCUGGACAAAAAGACAGGUACCGAAGACACCUUCAUCAUAAAUUUUGUGUGUGACCAGAAGGCCAACCCACCCUCUCUGAGGCUUAUUCAGGAAGAGCUGGGCACAACUACACACGUAACCCACAGUGUGUUCUUCGAGCUUUCCACUGCACUAGCCUGUGAACCUGCUCCUGUGGAUUGCCAAGUCACAGAUUUACAAGGUAGAGAGUAUGACUUGAGUGACCUCAGUCUGGAUGACAAGUAUUACGUUCCUCUGGACACCUCAGAUCAGGCCCGCUUUCAAAAGUUUUACAUCAGUGUGUGUAAACCGCUGCCUCGCGUCCAGGGCUGCCCUGCUGGAGCGAUUGGAGCAUGUGGCCAGCUGAAAGGCAGAGGUGUAAAUCUGGGAUACGUGCAGUCCAGCCUGCAGGCAGCGGCAGAUGGCUCCAUCAGUAUUGUUUAUCUGAAUGGGGACAAGUGCGGUUUAGGACGUUACUCCACACGAAUCAUCUUCCAGUGUGAUGACAGUCCUGGUGCACCCAUGUUUGAUCGCAAAGAUGACUGUGAAUAUGUCUUCAUCUGGAGAACCUCAGAAGCUUGCCCAAUAAAAAGAGUGCAGGGUGAAAACUGUAAAGUCAAGGACCCCAAGAGCGGCUACGAGUACAAUCUUACACCACUGGCCGGAAAGGACUAUGAAGUCAAGAAAUUUAGUUAUGAGUAUCACUUUGCAGUGUGCGGCCCAAUUACAUCCUCGGUCUGCCCUCACGGUCCCAGCAAUUCAGUGUCCUCCUGUCAGGUCGAGGGCAGUACACACAGAAUAGCAGGCUUAGCCAAUCAAAACCUCACAUUUGAUGAUGGGAUUAUAAUGAUCAACUACACGAAUGGGGAAAAGUGCCACAAGAUUUACGAGCGAUCCACGGCUAUUCUCUUCUCCUGCGACCACAGCAAGAAUCCUGGUAAGCCGGAGUUCAUAAAGGAGACUGCAGACUGCACAUAUCUGUUUGAAUGGCACACAGCUUUGGCCUGUCCUUCCUUCAAAACCACAACCUGCUCCUACAAUGAUGGCAGUGGCCACUCCUACGAUCUAUCCUCGCUGGCACUGCACAAAUCCAAUUGGAUUGUUGUGCCAGAAGCGACCAAUCAGAAGCAGCGUUACUAUAUCAAUGUGUGCAAGUCUCUGGUGCCUCAGACCGGUUUGUGGAGCUGCCCGUCUAGCGCUGCGGCCUGUCUGAAGGAUGGAGAUAAGUAUGUGAAUCUGGGGGAGGCAGAGGCGGGUCCACAGUGGGAUAAUAACAUCCUGAUUCUGAAGUACACCAACGGACAAGCCUGUCCUGAUGGCAAGAGAAACCGGACCACCAUUAUUCAUUUCAGAUGCGAACCAGACAAAGUGGACUCUGAACCUACUCUGAUCAUGGCUCUGGAGAACUGUGUCUAUAGCUUUGUGUGGUUCACUGCUGCAGCCUGUCCUCUCAACAGCACAGAACACGGGGACUGUAAAGUCACAAAUCCAGCCACAGGUCAUCUCUUUGACCUUAAUGCCCUCAGUCGGACAGGUGGCUAUACAGUCUAUGAUCCCUCAGCCCAUAGGAAGAUGUUCAGACUGAACGUAUGUGGAGAUGUAGCCAAUGCUGGUUGUGCCCCUGGAACAGCCGUGUGCAUCAAAGACACUCAGAAGGCCAUAAGUGGUGGGAAAACCACAAGGCAGCUGGUGUAUAAGGAUCAGGUGGUGGAGCUCACCUAUGAGGAUGGAGACGCGUGUGCCGCCAACCCUUCCCUCAAACACAAGAGCAUCUUCGGCUUCGUCUGCAAGUCUGAGGGAGGAGGUACAGAUGAACCCGUGCUGGUGUACUCGGAUGACACCACUUGUACUCACUUUUUCUCCUGGCACACUCCUCUGGUUUGCGAACAACAGGUGAAGUGCUCCGUUUGGAACGGUACCAACCAGAUUGACCUCAGUCCUCUGAUCCAUCUCACUGGUUACUACACAGCUAUCAACGAGGAUUUAGGCAGGGACAAGUCUCCUGAUUUCUACAUCAACAUCUGCCAGCCCCUCAACCCCAUCCCAGGGGUCAACUGUCCUCCAGGGGCCGCAGUGUGCAUGGAUCCUGUUGAUGGAGAUCCAGUUGACAUCGGACGAAUCACCUCCCCUCCUCGCUAUAAUAUCAACACCAAUGAGGUGGAGAUCACCUUCAGCAGCGCAACCGUCUGCCCUUCUGACCCCACCUCCAACUACUCCUCCAAGAUCGUUUUCACCUGCCAGAAAGGGGCAGAACUGGGUUCUCCUCAGAUGAUCCGGGCUCAGGACUGUAUGUAUGUGUUUGAGUGGGCCACACCUGUGGUUUGCCCGGAGACCAUCACAGCGCACGGCUGCAGUCUGACCGUCUCCCAGCUGCGCUAUACAUUUGACCUCUCAGCUCUGUCAGGGACCGUUCAGGUUUCUGGAAGCUCUGGCUCUUUUAAUAUCAAUGUGUGUGGGACUGUGGCGGGCACAGCAUGUAAAGACAGCGCGGUAUGUCUGAUCUCAACGGCCUCUGCGGCUUCAUACGGGAACAGCAAAAUCAUGAACUUAGACUACAAGAGAGAAGAGCAGGCUGUGAUCAUGCAGUACAGUGGAGGAGACACCUGUCCUCAAGUUACAGUUAAAAAUGAAGUGUGCACAUUCCCCUUUAAGUUCCUGGACAAGUCUUAUACUGAGUGCACAACUGAGGGCAGGACUGACGGCAGGACGUGGUGUGCCACUACAAGCGACUAUAACAAAGAUCACAAAUGGGGCUUUUGCUCUGGCGUACUAUUUGUACUCAAGUACUACUUCAAUCUCUGCCAGGCCAUUCAUGGAGGCCAGCCAGGGUGUGCAGCAGACGCCGCCGUGUGUCGCAGACGUGCCAGCGGGAAGACCGAGACUCUGGGCCGUGUUCACACGCAGACCAUGGAGUUAAUCGAUGGAAAGAUCCUCGUCAAUUAUUCCAUGGGUGACAAGGUGUGUGGAAACAAUAAACCAGCAAGAACAAUCUUGCAGCUGAAGUGUGGCAGCACAGUGGGCCAUCCGAAGUUAUUCAAGGAGGAUAAAACAGCUUGCGAGUACUGGGUGGAGUGGGAGACUCGAUCUGCAUGUGCUGUGAAGCAGGAGGAAGUGGAGAUGAUCAAUGGAACCAUCAGAGUACCCGAGACAGGAGCCGUUUUCAGCCUGGGAGCACUUUAUUACCGUUUCCACAACGCCACAGGAGACAUCCGUUCCAAUGGAGAUCGCUAUAUCUACCACAUCCAGCUGUCAGGCAUCACCGACAGCUCCAUUUCCAAUUGUCUGGGUGCCAAUAUCUGUCAGGUCAAGAUUAAUGACAGUUACCGCAGAAAAAUUGGCUCCUCCAGCAAAGCAAAGUAUUAUAUAAAAGGUGGAAAUCUUGAUGUCUCGGUACCAUCUGAAUCUGUAUGUGGACGAGACAAAACCAAAACUGUGUCCUCGACCAUCCUGUUCCACUGCAGCCCUACGGCAGGAGAAGGUAUCCCAGAAUUCCUUCUGGAGACAGAUGGAUGCCAGUAUCUGUUUGUUUGGCACACCGCCACCGUUUGUGAUUUUUUUUCGUCCAGCUCCAUGGACCCGCACAGCACUGAUGGAGGGGAGGAGCAUACUGGAUUGUCUGGGCGGAGUCAGGCUUUAGGGGCGGUGCUUAGCCUGCUGUUGGUUGUGCUCCCAAUCUGUUUGCUUGUUCUUCUGCUGCACAAACGAGACAGGAGGCAACUUGUAAUACAGAAAGUGUCAAGCUGCUGCAGGAAAAGAAAUCCAGUAUCCUACAAAUACUCCAAGGUGAACAUAGAUGAGGACGGAUGUGAAGAUGAGAUGGAAUGGUUAAUGGAAGAGACCGGGACGCCCACGCGGGAGCCACAAGGGAACGGUCACAUCACCACCAAGCCUGUCAGCGCAGACGCCCUGCACUCCUUCUCCCUGGACGAGCAGGACAGUGAGGACGAGGUGCUCACAGUCCCAGGGGUCCGAAUCGCCCCUUCAUCGUCCACUUCCUCACGGCUGCAGUCAGCUUUGCUGAAAUCAGAGAGCGAUGAGGAUCUGGUGGGGCUCCUGGUGGACACACGGAGCAGAAAUAAGACCCGAUACAGCGGCAGAAACCAGAGCAAACCUCAGCCAGACCCCGAUGACAGCGACGAGGAUCUACUUAAAAUCUGAGGGCGCCGGGGGGCCCCGAACUGAACUUUUGAAUGUCUCAGCCACCACGCUCCAAUUGUUUAGUUGCUCCAUUUUGGGUUUUCUAAAGGGAAAUGUCUCUGUGAGCUGUUUACAAGACAGCUUUCAAGAGCAAGUUGGUCGAUUCGUCCACUAAAUAGAUUCAAUGCCUUUCUGACAAAAGAAGUUUGUCAUUUGAUCGUUUAUUUGUUUGUGUGUUCUGUUUUCCAUUGAUUAAGAUGAAUUGUGUACAACAUCGUAUGUGAAUUCGGUCUCCCACAAACUUACAGAAAUUGACUAUCUAGAUUUUUUUUAUUGUUAUUUAAAGAUUUUUGGGUACUGUUUUUUGUUAAUUCACAAGCUCGCUGGAAAAAUACACUGUUCUUUGAAAUAAUUAUGGAUGAUUGUGGCAGAUACAGUCAAAGAUCUUUUCUAAACUACAAUCUGUAGCAGUAUUUCAUAUAUCUUGAGCCAUGUAGCACCGAGAGGAGAUUGAUCCGCUUUGCCAAGUUCAUAUUUAAAUCACAAACCUUCGAACAUCAUGCUUCGCAUUUGCGUUCUGCAUCGGCAUUCACCUUUCACUAUAGCAGCGUUCAUCUAAACCAUAGCAUCCAUCUGUUAUUGGGUGUUUUAUGCAAUGCUUUUCCCCCCUUGUUCUGACAAAAUGCAUAGAACACUGAGCACAUACAGAGAUUUAGUGCCAUGAAGGAAUGCCAUCGCAUGUAUGACAGCUGCAGGCUUCCUUUAGAAUCAUAAUUUCUUAUCGCAAUCAGAAGAAAAAUUAUUGCAUUCAUUGUCGUGUUUAUUUGCUUUAUUGUUUAGUAACACUUUACGAUAAGAUUCAGUUCAUUAAUGGGACAUGGUAAUGGUUAAAAAAACUGAGAUGGGAGAUCUUUUGCGUUCGCUCGUAAAACUUUUCAGUUCCUUCAAGAAACUUUGUUUGCUCACAAAACUAUUGCAUUUGAUUGUAUAACUUUUGCUCUCCCCUGAGAGACGUUCGUUCGUUCGCAAAACUUUUGCAUUUGAGUGUAAAACUUUUUAAUUCCCUGGAGAAACUUGCAAAACUAUUGCAUUUGUAAAACUUUUGCGGUUCGUAGAGAAACUUCGUGUUCACUCACACAACUCAUAAAUCAUCAAACUUUUGCGUUAUCCUGAGAACCUUUGUUUGCUCACAACUAUUUGAUCUUAAAAAUCCCAGAUAAUUUUAUUUUUCAUUCGCUUACAUGUGUUUGAGCAUAAAACUUCCCCAAAAAGCUCUUCCGUUUGCUCACAAAACUAUUGUUUGUAAAAAAAAAAUUGCGUUCCCCUGAGAAACUUUUGUAAAACUAAAGUAUUUGCUUGCAAAACAUUUGCGUUUCCCCAAGAAAUUUUGUCAUUCACUGACAAAACUUUUGUGAUGGAAAUAAUAUGAGGUGGGAGGAAAAACUAUUUUUUAAUGCUUUUACAAGUGAGCGCAAAUUUUCUCAGGGAAACGCGAUAGUUUUGCGAGAGAACAAAUGUUUUGCGAGCAAACGGCAAGUUUACAAAUAAAAAGGAUUGCGAGAGAAUGCAAAAGCGCUCAAAUUUAGCCUCUAAUCACCAUUUCCCCUUGGCUCCAUGUGAACUAACAGUGAACAACAAUUAGUUUUUUUUUACAGAAUUUAUUAAUCUGUUAAUUUUAUAAAUAUUCUGUUACUACUUAUUUCAUGUUUGUCUAUGACACAUUAACUAAUGUUUAUUUAUGCAACUUGAAAUGUUGCAGAUGUAUUAGAAUAUGUGGAAAUAACAUUAACCUAGGUUAAUAAAUUCUGUAAAAAUAUUGUUUAUGGUUAGUUGGUGACACCAAAUGCACUAAUUAACAUUAACAAAUUGAACUUUGUUGUAAAUAGACCUAUUCUUUUCAUCGUUUUUUGACGUUUUAUUUUAUGUUUUGCACAGAAGAAAUCAGUGCCUAUGAAAGAAGCCAAAAGUACAGCAGGUGGCAGAAAGCCUUUUACAAAGCACUUUUCCCGUUAGCGUGAACAGUUUUGUUUUCAGUUGCAUUAACCGAAUACAACACCUGCAAAAAUAAUGCGUUUUAUUUGCUGAAUCGGUUUCAGCUGAUGUUCUUAUGCUGACUAACUCGGUUUUAAGAAAGAUGCAUACAUUUACAUAAGUUGUGUUGCAGGUUUGCUGUCAGCUCUCCAGAAAAGAUUUACCAAAAUAAUCUUAUCUCAUGGCAGUGAAGGUACAACCGGACACUGGUCCUGUUUGGCAGCAUGUGUACAGUGUUUUUCACUCCGGCUCUUUGCUCUAAUAUUUUGUCUCAUAGGCUUGUAUUACCAUCCGUCAGGGUAUUCCUCACAUAUAUGGUUGCCAAAUAAAGCCACACCAGUUCUGUAUAUCCGUCAUAACUCGCUGCUCCUGAGACGGUACGUCAAGAUGCGUGAAAGCAUGCCUGUUAGUACUUUGCACAUUGGUGGACAGUUUUUUUUCCCCCUGUCCUUUAGGGCAGAAAGUGGAUGGUGCACUUGAUAGCUAGGUCAUCACGUGCUCCUGCUCUCCUUACUG